This is a messenger RNA of Pestalotiopsis fici W106-1, 951 nucleotides long. RefSeq lists its product as uncharacterized. NCBI's taxonomy places the organism in Eukaryota, Fungi, Ascomycota, Sordariomycetes, Amphisphaeriales, Sporocadaceae. The record is from RefSeq and is a predicted model, not a curated record. The transcript has a single exon. Bases 1 to 951 code for a protein of 316 amino acids. Gene Ontology annotation, cellular component: nucleus. Gene Ontology annotation, molecular function: hydrolase activity, acting on ester bonds; zinc ion binding.
AUGCGCGUCGAGAAGUUCCCAUUAUCCCCGCCAAGUCUUCAUGACCUGGCUGAGCAGCUUGGAGGUCCGCUGCGCGAGAACUAUGAGGAUGCAACCGUCAGUGUUGUCGACUGUCCGGACCUUCGACAGCCUCCAUUCCACCUGUGCACUGAAGGAUUGUGCGGUGAUGAGAAGAUUUCAGACGUCGGCGGACAGCCAAACCUCUUCCCGCAGCCCCGCCUCGACUCUACCUGGUCCAUGACUGAUCUCGCCCGGGCCAUGGAGAUGAGUGCGCACAGCGGAGGUCUCAUCGGCGCAGGAGCUGGUCCGUUUCAUGUGGUCGGCCAGAACUGCGAGCUGGCACCAAACUUGAGUUGGAAGGACAAAAUUGAGAAUAUCACCAACCAGUCACGCCUUGCGAGGAUUGUUCCAGAGACCAACGCCGUCUCCCUUGAAAAAAGCCCAUCUCCGGAUUGCGGCUUAAUGGUCAACCUCUACGGCUCACUGGGCCAACCGGGGCCGAUUUUGAAGAUCACGGCAAAAGGGCGCAAGGGAUCCGAGACGAGUUUCACCGAGUGCAUUCGUCAAGGUCUUGCUGCGGCAUUCGGCGUGGAAGAGACCAUUAGUCUGGGAGGUGUAUUCGUCGUCAAGUCUGGAAAGGCCUUGUAUCAUAUCAUGCCCGAAUUCCCAUCAGAGGAGCAAUUGCCAUUCAAGGAUCGACAGCAGGUUGAUGACUGGCUAACUUACCACGAUUUUGACUCGCCCAUGGUAUGCUUGUCUGUCUUUCACUCGGCAGACCCGAACAAUGCAAAGGCUCUACGCAUCGAGCAUACUCACUGCUUCUCGGCCGAUGGGACGAAUGCUGGAGGGCAUUACCAUCACGAAAGUACCGGAGCUGCUGACGCUAUCGAAUAUGAAGCUUAUUUUAACACGGCGAAGAUGAUUUAUCGGAUUGACCGGCCAGUGUCAUGA